This is a messenger RNA of Cricetulus griseus (Chinese hamster), 417 nucleotides long. Lineage: Eukaryota; Metazoa; Chordata; Mammalia; Rodentia; Cricetidae. The record is from RefSeq and is a predicted model, not a curated record.
AUGUCCUGGAGACAAGUCAUCCUCCUGUCAUCUCUCUUGGCCAUGGUGCUCCUGUGUAUGCUACAAGAGGGGACCAGUGCUUCUGUGGGCAGCAGACAGGCACCUGGAGAAGAGGCACAGGAAGGUAUGAAACAGAAGAUUUUCAUGCAAGAAUCUGAUGCCUCCAAUUUCCUCAAGAGGCGUGGCAAGCGGUCUCCCAAAUCCCAAAAUGAAGUCAAUGCGGAAAACAGACAGAAACUUCGGGAUGAUGAGCUGCGGAGAGAGUAUUAUGAAGAACAAAGGAAUGAAUUUGAGAACUUUGUGGAGGAACAGAGAGAUGAGCAGGAAGAAAGGACCAGGGAGGCAGUGGAGCAGUGGCGACAGUGGCAUUAUGAUGGCCUGUACCCUUCUUACCUCUACAACCGCCAUCACGUCUGA